This is a messenger RNA of Xenopus laevis (African clawed frog), 7456 nucleotides long. RefSeq names its product SIK family kinase 3 L homeolog (gene sik3.L). NCBI's taxonomy places the organism in Eukaryota, Metazoa, Chordata, Amphibia, Anura, Pipidae. The record is from RefSeq and is a predicted model, not a curated record. Gene Ontology annotation, cellular component: cytoplasm. Gene Ontology annotation, molecular function: nucleotide binding; protein kinase activity; protein serine/threonine kinase activity. Gene Ontology annotation, biological process: intracellular signal transduction; microtubule cytoskeleton organization. Bases 72 to 3926 code for a protein of 1284 amino acids. The transcript has 25 exons.
GUCAGCAGUACCCUCCUCCGUGACGUCAGGCCGCGGUGUCCGCCGGUCAGACCGGGACUCGCUAGCACAAGAUGGCGGCCACUGUUCCCGGGGGUCCCGGGACUCAACUCCCGCCGCACCGAGCGGCACCGGCCCGUAUUGGAUAUUACGAAAUAGACCGGACCAUUGGCAAAGGAAACUUCGCGGUUGUAAAAUUGGCCACGCAUAUUGUCACCCGGGCAAAGGUUGCAAUAAAGAUCAUCGACAAAACUAAGCUGGAUGAUGAGAACCUAAAGAAAAUUUUCCGGGAGGUCCAGAUUAUGAAGAUGCUGUGUCAUCCCCAUAUUAUCCGCCUUUACCAGGUAAUGGAGACAGAACGAAUGAUCUACUUGGUUACUGAGUAUGCAAGUGGAGGCGAGAUAUUUGACCACUUGGUGGCUCAUGGACGCAUGGCAGAGAAGGAAGCCCGCAAAAAGUUUAAGCAGAUCAUGGCUGCUGUCCAUUUUUGUCACUGUAGGAAUAUUGUGCAUCGAGACCUGAAGGCUGAAAACCUGCUCCUGGAUGCAAACCUCAACAUUAAAAUUGCAGAUUUUGGGUUCAGUAACCGUUUCACUCCCGGACAACUGCUUAAGACUUGGUGUGGGAGUCCUCCUUAUGCAGCCCCAGAAUUAUUUGAAGGCAAGGAGUAUGAUGGACCAAAGGUUGACAUUUGGAGCCUGGGAGUUGUACUUUAUGUUCUAGUUUGUGGAGCUCUCCCAUUUGAUGGAAGUACUUUACAGAACCUGCGGGCACGUGUCCUUAGUGGGAAGUUCCGUAUACCCUUCUUUAUGUCCACAGAAUGUGAACAUCUGAUAAGACACAUGCUGGUUCUGGAGCCCAGUAAACGGCUUUCUAUGGAGCAGAUUUGCAAACACAAGUGGAUGUGCCAAGGAGAGCAGGAUCUGGAAUUUGAAAGGCUGAUAGCAGAGUGCCAGCAUGUGAAGUUAGAACGACAGAGGGAGCCCCUCAAUGAACAGGUUUUGUUGACCAUGGCUGAAAUGGGUUUGGACAGAGAACGUACCCUACAGUCGCUUAGGACAGAUGCCUAUGAUCACUAUAGUGCUAUCUACAGUUUACUCUGUGAACGUCUGAAGAGGCAUAAAACACUUCGGCUCCCAACUCAGCCAAGUGCACCUAGAACUGUUUCUUAUUCCACUCCUUCUGUCCAGGCCGAUGCUGCGAGUAAUACAGUCAGUAUAAAUGUCCCUCAGGUUCAGCUCAUCAACCCUGACAACCAGAUAGUUGAGACAAAUGGAACCAUGAAUCUGGAUAGUGAUGAGGGGGAGGAACCAUCACCUGAGGCACUGGCCCGGUACCUGUCUAUGAGGAGACACACAGUGGGAGUGCCAGACACACACAAUGAAGCUGGCACAGAUGAGCUGCAGAAGAUAUUUCCUGGAUAUCCAAGGGUCACUCAGCAGAUUCCAUUCCUUCCAGUGACACAGAAUGCCAAUGUCCUGCAUACCCUACUGCCCAUGCCACCUAGCGCACAUCUCGAGUACAAGGAGCAGUCUCUCCUUCAGCCCCCUACCCUACAGCUGCUGAAUGGAAUGGGGCCUCUUGGACGCAGAGCCUCAGAUGGAGGGGCAAACAUUCAAAUGCAUGCGCAGCUACUUCUGAAACGACCACGUGGACCAUCUCCACUAGUCACCAUGGCUACAACUGUGACCGCUGUGACACCAGUGGAUGAGGAGAGUUCAGAUGGAGAACCUGAUCAGGAGGCAGUUCAGAGGUACCUUGCUAAUCGAACAAAGCGUCACACCUUGGCUAUGACCAAUCCCACUGCUGAGGUUCCAUCUGAUCUCCAACGUCAGUUAGGGCAACAGCAAUCUUUCCGGAACCGGGCCUGGCCCCCUCACCUUACUCCUGAUCUAUACCGCUCCAUGUACAAAGACUCAAACACCCUUCAUCUUCCCGCUGAGCGUUUCUCUCCAGUUCGGAGAUUCUCUGAUGGAGCAGCCACAAUCCAAGCUUUCAAAGCUCACCUGGAGAGGAUGGGAAACCAGAACAGCAGCAUCAAACAGCUGCAGCAGGAAUGUGAGCAGCUUCAAAAGAUGUAUGGUGUGCACAUGGAUGAGAGAACUCUGGAGCAUACGCAACAGCAGCAUGUCAUGUACCAACACGAGCAUCAUCAACAUCUCCUACAGCAUCAGAUUCAGGAUUGUAUACGACCUGCACAGCCAUCCCCUCCUCUUCAGUCAUCUUCGAUGGCCCCAGCCCCUGAAAAUCAGCCAGCCCUGCUUACACACCAACUACAGAGGUUACGAAUUCAGCCUUCUAGUCCACCCCCAAACCCAGCCAGCAACCACCUAUUCCGACAGCCAAACAGUAGUCCCCCUCCAUCCUCGAGUGCCAUGCUCCAGACACAUGGGGCCUCUUCCUCAUCUCAGUAUCCAGGAAUGCCAACACACAGUUCAAUCUACCAGCCUCCUAGCACUGGAUGCCCCCCUCCCAGCAUGGCAUUGCCACGCAUGAGUAUCCAGCAACAGCAAAGCCAGCAGCAGUCACCACAACAAGUCACCAUUCAGGUGCAAGAGGCAUCAGACCUACCAGGAGCCACUCGUGGCAUGCCAAUAAAUCCCUGUGCCAACCACAUUCAGAUUCAGCAGAGGGCAUCGUUGAUGUCUUCUAUGGGCAACUACAGCCACAGACCCCUUUCCAAGCAGCUGAGUGCAGACAGUGCUGAGGUGCACAGUUUGAAUAUGGCCCACUUCUCUUCAUCUACAAACUAUGACCAGACUCACCUGCACCCUCAUGUGUUUGCUGAGCAGCCGAGGCCUUCUCAAGCUGGUUACACAUCCACAGGAUCUGGAUACGGCCCAUCUGGGGGCACCGCAGCGUAUACACAGGCUUUAAAGGUUCCUCAGGUGGAGCAGUACCAAGGAUUCUCCACGGCUUCUCAUCAGAACUAUCCAGCCUCGUCCCUACAGCAGGCCUUGCUCUCCCCCACACCAGGCACUUACACGAGGCAUCACCAGCAGCUGCCCCACAUGCUGCAGGGUCUUCUCUCCCCUCGCCAUUCCCUCACAGGCCACACAGAUGUACGUCUACCCCCAGCUGAUUUUAUGCAGCUGAUUAAACAGCACCAGCAACAGCAGCAGGAGCUCAAUGAACUCUUUAGCCAGAAGCUGAGCCAAGGUGACCCAGGUACCCUUCCCUAUAAAAGUGCUUCUGAGCCUUACCAUCACCUUCUUCAGAUCCAUCCAGCAUCGACGGCUACCUCUGUGACCCGGUAUCACCCAUCCAUGCUCCAUUCAGAGAGCAUGGAGGAGGACUACUCUGGAGAAGGACAAAAGGAAUCUGAGGGAGAGACUAUAAGAAGCCUGUGCAAACCUUGCCAGGAGACUAGACAUGGGGACACAGAGUCUUUGCUUGGUACUCUGGAGCUUAAAGAGCAGGAACUGGGGGUACAGCCGUACCAGACACAGACCUCGUAUAAACGGACCAAGUCUGCCAGCAGAGAGCCAGGCCCUACCACAAAUUGCAUGGAUAGAGUCUCCCCACCCAACGUCAUGGAUGUUCCCGACCACAAUGGUAUUCCGUAUCCUUCAAGACCCUCUUCCAGUGAGCAUGCCCGAUCGAGGAUGCUUCAAAGGCACCACACCAUCCAGACAAGUGAUGAUGCCUAUGUACAGCUAGAUAAUCUGGCUGGGAUGAGUUUAGUGGCUGGAAAAGCUCUAAGCUCUGCUCGCAUGUCUGAUGCAGUUUUGAGCCAAUCUUCACUUAUGGGAAGUCAGCAACUCCAAGAUGGAGAGAGUGAGGACUAUACGGAAAAUCCAGAGGAAACCGAUUUAUCUGUACUGGGUGACAGUGGUCAGCAUCUGCCAACCUCCUGCUUUCCUUCCACAAUGUUAUUGGGUUACAAGCACACAGACCUGAACUUCAGCAUGGAACAGGCAGGAGUUUGAGGAUAUGUUUUCUGCCACAACAGAGGGUCCCAUCUUCUGAACACCAACAGUAUCUGCAGCUUUAGCGCCAAAUUUCAUCUAAUAUUCCUUCCCUAACAAACGACCAGCCUCUCUUAAACUGGUUCUAAAAGUUUUCCCAUUCACCUAUUUAUUUUAUUUCCUUGUCAUAUAUGCUCACUUUAACAGAUUCAAUCUGGAGCUUGGAACAUAAUGAGAUGAGUGUAGAGUGAGUGGUGGGGAAAUCUUCACCAUUCUCAUCUUUGGGAGGCUGGAAUCAGAGAGUGUGCUGCUUCCCAUUUGGGGAAUGAUAGUGACAUUUGGCAGUGCUUCUACUCAUGGGAACCAGGGAAGAAGGGAAGAGACAAUUUGGUAGUUAACUGUCCUAAGUAUAGUAAAACCAGCAAAGAAUCCAUUGGAAAAAGUACAGCAGAAGGUGCUGUAUGAAUAAAGACAGGAGAUUGGCACCAAAGGAGGCAAGGGCAAAGGUUGCAGUUUUCUCCAUAGGGUACUGCCAAAAGCAGGCUGGCAUAUUUGCUGAGACUUUUUGGAGAGGCUGGCACCCAGAGAACAAUAGUAGAUAUGGUUUCCAAGCAGACAACAGAAUUAGCUCUUGAAUGCCCAUGGCAUGUGCUGGUGGCACUUUAGGAUAAAGUCAAUAGAGCUUUAUAUGGAGAUAUUUGUACCAAAUUGCACACCUGACUUUUUUUGUCAUUUGUUGGAUGUACAAGUUUGACUAGUCCUAAAGGCAGUGGAACAUGAGCAGUAGAAUGCCCAAAAAUCACCCCAUGUGUUACUGCCUUCCAAAUAAUAAAUAAAAAGACAGGGAAAAUUAGAAAUGGAAGAUUCCAUCCACUUGUUCUCAUCUACAGACUUAUUGAAAAUCAUUUCUGCAGGGUCGGUCGGGGCUCAGCAGGAUUUGUACACUAUACUUCAAAGCAGCAGCUCCCCAGGUUCACAGUUCUAGCACUUUUCUUAUCUAGUCCAAAGAUUAAAUAUUGAGGCUGCCAUUGAUGUUUUUCAUAUGCACUUUUUUCCCUUUCAUUUGUGACUUUAAAAUGGGGGAAUCGCUGAUCAGCACAGCCAAAUUAGCUAAGUACAUUCUGUGGCAUGGUAGUUACACAGUGUUUAUCAUUUUCUUAAAUUUCUGAGGAAUCUGUGCAAGAGAAUCCAUUUGGCUCAGAAUAGGUUUGUUUUAAAACAAAUAAUGCCGCAUUACCUUUGGGGGGAAAAAAAAGCAGAUCAUUGUCUGACUGCCACCCACAUUGGAAUGAUCUUAUUAUUCAGCCCUCGGAUGUUAUAAAUUUACAGGCACUUUUCUCACCAGAAGGAGAAAAAGAAUGUUUCCCUGCUCUUUCUAUGUGUGUGUAAUACAUGACCUUGGGUUUCCCGUAGAUUUCCACAAUCAUACAUUUUUGCAUGGCACAAACAUGCUUUCAGAUCAAUAAUUGUAUUCAUUUUGGCAUACUUGUAAGAAUUUCUGCUAUAGUCAUGUAGCAUCAGAAUGAUUUCCCCUCAUCAGAUCCGUUUAACAGUUUCAGCAAAGAAAUGCUUUGUCAAAUAGUCAAAAUAAUGCAAAAAUAUUUUGAUCUGUAUAAAAAAUAAAAAAUCUAUAAAGAUAUUUCACUUUUAUAUAACUGUGCAAAGAUUAGCGGAGUUAGGAGCGUUUUAAAGAGGUUGUACAAGGGAUACGGACUCUCAGGGUGCCAGCUUCUGUUCAGCUACCCACAUGGUGCACAGACCCUGCAUCAUGCCCUUGAGGCCCUUGGGAAAUAUUUGGCCUGGUGCAAUAUGCUACUUAUUUUAAGUACAAUUUUAUUAUUUUCUUUGUUUUAAUCAUGAUUUAUGUGUAACUCCUUGUGCCAGCUGAAUGGCGAAGGAUUAAAGUGCUAUCUUCAAGUGUUCUGUGUGGAGUAUGAGUGGUGGUUGUGUAUAUAUGUAUGUGUAUAUAAAAGUGUGUAUGUAUAUAUAGUGAGAAUGUGUGUAUAUAAAGACUGUGCUCCAUACAAAAUGAUUAUUAUAAGCUCUGGCAACGGUAGUGUGAUGCCACUGCUGCUAGUGAUCCCACCAAGCUCAGUGCCAAUUUAUCUGCUUGGCCAGCAGUCAUCAGGUUUUUUUGUACUCAACUGUUACAAUAGGGACAGCUUUUGUCCUUGGCAUUAUAAAAAUCGGCAAGAGACUUUAAAUCCCAUGAUUCGUUACUAGCCUGUGGGCAGGGUGCAUGUGUACUAAGGCAUAAUGUGCAUAUCUGCAAUAAUAAACAGCUGAAUGGAACCUAAGCCACGGCUGUAACUCUAAAAUCUGAGGCCAAAGGGACAUUUAAAGUCCACUUUGUGAAAAAAGGAGAUUUAUUUGACCUUUCCAGUGGUGGAAGAAAUACACCUCCAGUAUCCACCAGCAGCUGAAGGCUGUUAGGAAUUGCAAGGAAUUGUAGUUCAGAAAUAGCUGAAAGUGUUGACCAUGUCUGCACUUUGUAUUUUCUGAAUACGUUUGCCCACCCUUCCCCAUUCUCCCUUUCACAGCUGUGUUUUCAUGCUUAUAUUCCAACCUGUAUUUUUUAAACUAUCGUUUUCUACUGUAUGCUCUUUCUGUUGCUUUAAAAACACACUUUUUGUUAGAUUUCCCCCAUAAUUAAGGUUUUAACUGCAUUUUCUCAUAAGCUGUAAUGUUUGCUUACCCAAACAAUGUCCUAUCCCAUGUGUCAUCUAAGCAUGCUAAACACAUGCUAUUCUGUCGAUUCAAUUCAAACCAAAUUAAAUGAGCCCAUAUAAUGCAUUGUGUUUCAUACAGAUAGCCAAGAGACCCUUAUGUAAAAAGGUGCAUAAACAUAUCAGAACUUUUAAAAAUUCAUAUAAAUGUUUUCUUCAUGGUUUUUAUUUUAACAAAGGCAUGCAUGACUCCACAUAUUGAAAGGAAAGUGUGAUCUAUCUCUUGACUGGUACAGACCAUUGCCCAAUGUCAUGCUUGACAAAGGGGACCUCCCUGAAACAUUGCAUCACGCAAUAAACAGCAAGGGUUUUGCCCUGCCAGCAGUAUCCUUGUGUGCCGGUGUUUCUUCCAUAUCUACAUGUUGAUUAGAGGUCACCGAUCCCUCUCUCACUGUAGACCAGGGAGUUCCUAGUCCAGAAGGCCAGAGUGUGCGAGGCAGACCAUUCUAUUUCUAUCGUGAACAGACCAUUGCCCAACCCAGCCUCACCUUGUUUUGUGGUGAAGUAAUGGGCUCUGGGACUUUAAAUUCCUCUCCUUUCAGGAGAAUCUGUGCCUCAACCCCCUUCAAGUUCCAGCAUCCAUCACUUCACAGUGAUACAAGGAAAUGUUGCUGUAAGGCAAAGGCUGGUUGAAAAAUGGUUUGUACGAGUCAUAGUUUCUUUCAAGAAUCCGCUAUAUCUGUUAAUUUAUAGCUAGCUAAUUUAUAAAAAAAAAUGGGGGUGGAGGAUAUAUUUUCUCUAAAGGGUGAUGGCAGACCUGGAGAUUUGUCAGUCCAUGGUAAAUCUGUGAUACUUUGAAUUUCAUUCCAAUGACUGCAAGAAAAA